UCAUUUAGCAAAGUACAAUAAACUUUCGAUGAAUCGUUGCUAUCCUGGUCAACCAAAGCAGAACGAAAAAUAAUAAUAAAAAAAAAAUGCCAAGCCAUGAACUAUCUUUACGGACAGUUACGGCGGAAAAUAAAACAAAAGCUUCCGGAUAGCAACGGAAACUCUAUCGUCUGCUUUAUGAUUGGCGUCGUCCCGACACGAAGAUAGAAUGUUUGAAAUUUGUCAAUUAUCCUGAUGAAAAGAGAAAACUUUAAAAUGCAGUCAAGCAACUGUAAGCAACCAAAUAGUUCGAAGGGUAACACCCUUACUUCAUUAGUAUUUCGGCAGCAUCCUGCCACUGCUAUGAUAAUUGAUUUGGCAUCAGGAAUACCAAAGGAUACAAUUCAUACUAUAUCUAACAGCCUUGAGAAUAUCUUUUCCUUGAUCUGUACAAUGAGUGGACCAUGUAAAGUUCCAUUUUUCAGUGUAGCUACAUUAAGUGGAUUCUUUGAAAUAUUGUUACCAAUGAUAAGUGUACGAGGGAACUUUCUUAGAAUACAAUAUUGUCUGAAUGAAUUAAAACAGAUGGCAGACCUUGGCUGUAAAGAGCACUUAGAAGACAGGGAACGGACCCUAUCACAAGCAUUCAUUGAGAUUGCACAACAGUUCCAGCAAUUUAAGAAUGCAUCUCUCCAACUACAGAUCCUUUUCUUGACAAACAAACAUAAGGAAAAAUUAACUUUGGUUGUGAAAUCUGUUGAGAAGGCCCUUGAGAUAGUCAACAUGGAAUAUUUAAAGCAUGUUCAAGUUGUUGGCUUGAAUAACACAAUAGAGACAUGGACAGGGGAAACACUUAAUGACUCCAAUCCAUUAAGCCACUCAGAUAAUUCCCAGAGUUUUUCAAUGGAUGCAAGUGUUAUUGAAACAAUUUCAAUAGAAUCUGAUCCUCUGAGUUUACACAGCUAUUUUAGCAUUUUACUCAAAGAUGGUGCAACAGACUAUGAACAUUUGCAUCUCAUCCUUCCACCACAUAUAGAUGAUAUUCCUAUGGUGAUAAAGUGUGAUGUCCUAACUAGCAUCAUCAAUCCCAUUCAUAUUCCAUUCAGAGAACACUAUCUCCUCUGUAUGGAAAACACAAGUGGCAAGCCUUUGCUGUCCCCAGGAUCAAAUUUAUCUCGAACAACACAUCCUUUGAUCAUAGUUUGCAUCAAGCAAGUAUUACCAUCCUCAGCUUUAUGUGAAUCUCUCAUAUUUGGAAUGCCCUAUAUACUGGAGCCAACAAGUUCUUGGAAAAUUGAUUGGGAUGAACUUGAAAGCAACAGAGCCAACUUCCAGGCUCUUUGCCAUAUCUUGUUGGAAAAGGAAUAUGUGUUAAUUGGUCAACUUGGACAGGAAACAAUUUCUUCAGUUCCACCACAAAAUAAUCUCCUGCAUGAUUCCUUUCUGAAAACUAAACAUCCUUUGGGUUGCUUUGUUUUACUGCCAUCACAAUCAGGUAAAAUGCUGAUUAAAUCAUUGGCUUGUAAAGAAUUAAUGGUAGCACAAGGUCAAACCCUUCAAGCUGAAAUUCCUUCACACAGCAAUCUUCAAAUGGUAGAAUCUUCAAUUUCUCAAUUGGAAUUUCUUGAGACUUAUAAUCCUCUUUUUGUGUCCAGUGGUCUCUACAAUGCAUUGAUUAAUUUCGUAUCAAAACAGUCUCAAUCUAAACAGCAAAAACAGUCAGCUAAGGCACCCAUUACAGAAGAAACUAAGGCAAAGCAGAGAUCUUUAUUUCAGCCAUCAAAGGAGAUUUCUUUUAGCAAAAAACGUUCUUCUAAAUAUAAAAACCAAUAUAAAGAAGUCAAUUCAUGGGAUUUUGACUUCACAGAUGCAUGUGAUUUCAUCAAAUUUUCUAAAUAGCUUUUGAUAUGAUGUGUUUCCUGUUUUAGUUCUUUGCAUAUGCUACAUGCAUUCUUUUUGAGAAUGAAUGUUGCUACAUGUGAUAAUAUGCUAAUAAGUGAUUUUAAUGUUGCUGAUGUUACAUGUCAUAAUAUGUGAUUUUUAUGUUGACGUUGCAUUGUAUUUAUUUUCAUUCACCUCAAUAUUAGGAGUAUAAUAACAGAAAAUGAAUUAUGGGUGCUAGGAGGGAAAAAAUACCUGUAUAAAGUGAUUUAUACCCUUGUUUAUUACCAUUAUCUGUCAAGUUAUUUACUGAUUCACUAGUCUGUUUUACUGUAACACACAUGAAAAUGCACACAAAUGCAUUUUGUUUGUCCAAAUGUCAUUUUUUGCUUCAUUAAAAAAUGUAGUAAAUACCCACAAGUUAACAUUAAUAUAUUUGUUCUCUUUGUAAAUAUAUCAGAAUGGAAAUAUGUAUACUGUUAGUUCACAUAGAUAUUUUAAGGAGGAUUUACAAUACUUUAAUUUGUU
Molecule: messenger RNA, 2388 nt
Organism: Octopus sinensis (East Asian common octopus)
Lineage: Eukaryota; Metazoa; Mollusca; Cephalopoda; Octopoda; Octopodidae
Product: meiosis 1 arrest protein-like
Exons: 13
Coding region: 235-1878 (547 amino acids)
Biological process (GO): spermatogenesis; male meiosis chromosome separation; meiosis I
Source: RefSeq, a predicted model, not a curated record